AUCAAAUGGGAUCUCUACUGCAAUCGGCGUGACGUCUUUGGCCGCCGUUCACUCCUCGAUGACACCCCUUGGCCUCAUAUAUGAACCCCAGAGCAUGGCACCGCCCUUUUUUCCCUUUUCAUGCAUGCCCAACUCGGACCCUGCGAUAUCGACUGAGAGCCAAGCAUCAUCAGGACGAACGAUGCCCACCUUUCUGCCUUCCAACAAGCAUGACCUGCACCACCUCAGAGCGCCUGUCCCGAAGAAUGCUUCACCCAGAGUAUUAGAAGCCAAGAACCAUGUGGUGGCCAUGAUGGGAGAGUUUGUGGGGACGACAUUGUUCAUUUUGUUCUGCCUAGGCGGUACUCAUGUAGCGCAAUUGCCGGCAUUGUCUAUCACCUCAACCAGCGAGGGUACUAUCAACACCUCCAGCUUGUUCUACAUUUCGCUGUCUUUCGGUCUUUCACUCGCGGUCAAUGUGUGGAUAUUCUUUAGAGUAUCGGGAGGUCUCUUCAACCCCGCUGUAUCUCUAGGUAUGGUGCUAGGCGGAGCAUUACCGCCCCUCAGAGGCCUGCUCUUGACCGUUUCACAGGUUCUGGGAGGACUGGCAGGCUCAGCCAUUGCGGAUGCGCUGGUGCCCGGAAAGCUCAAUGCUGGAUGUGCGCUGGGAGGAGGAACGUCUAUCGUUCAGGGGCUUUUCAUUGAGGUGUUUAUGACUGCACUCUUGAUGCUCACAAUCUUCUUCCUUGCGGCAGAGAAGAAUAAAGCCACUCCUAUGGCGCCCCUCGGUAUCGGAAUGGCUCUAUUCAUUGCCGAGAUAUUCAGUGUCUACUAUACUGGAGGAGCUUUGAACCCCGCACGUGCUUUCGGACCAGCCGUCGUAACCCAUACAUUCCCUGUAUAUCACUGGAUAUACUGGGUUGGUCCAGGUCUUGGAGCUUUGAUGGCUACGGGCUUCUACAAGCUCUUGAAGUGGCUCGAGUAUGAGACGGUUCAACAGGCAGACGAUGGUCAGUCUUAUGAGGAUGGAGAGAGACCGGAUCCGGAAACCAGGGAUGGAGAAGCAGCAAGAGUCGAAUCCACCGAUAAACCACGGGCCCAACAACCCUCAGAGGCAGUGUAUGAUCUUCAGAGCGCUGCUAGGAUCAACACCCGACUGGAAAGGAUAGAAGUGCUCCUGAGCCAAGUGCUAGAAGCUCAGGCAGCACAGGCAGCACAGGCGGCGAGGGCCAUGUGAGAAGGGCCACCUUCAGUAGUUAGUAGUCAUGGUCAUGGUGACCACCCGUCAAGACACUCCGGCAUAUAGUAUACGAGUACUUGUACAAUAUACCAGCUUUGCAUCAGCCUUAUGCAUAAAACACAAUAUGUAUUUCUC
Molecule: messenger RNA, 1354 nt
Organism: Cryptococcus amylolentus CBS 6039
Lineage: Eukaryota; Fungi; Basidiomycota; Tremellomycetes; Tremellales; Cryptococcaceae
Exons: 9
Coding region: 59-1216 (385 amino acids)
Biological process (GO): transmembrane transport
Cellular component (GO): plasma membrane
Molecular function (GO): water channel activity
Source: RefSeq, a predicted model, not a curated record